Molecule: messenger RNA, 1298 nt
Organism: Amoebophrya sp. A25
Lineage: Eukaryota; Dinophyceae; Syndiniales; Amoebophryaceae
Source: the annotation of a GenBank genome assembly
CGUGUUCUUGGAACAUCUUCCACCGCGAAGGCAAACGUGAGUUCUAGAAGAAGGUACUAGAAGGACAGCCACACUUUUUGUCGUAACAGGUUUUGGGCAUUACUCGGAUUGUCGUGCAAUAAAUUGGAUUUUUUGAACUCGCACGGGACCAGAACAGCAACUUGAAGUUGAACAACACAAGAAAAAUGAUGACCAACUCUAAUCAGCAAAAUGACGCAAAACUAAAAGCUAUAAUGACUACUUCUUCUUCACUUCCUCCGGUCUCAAAGCCCCCAGGUCCAGCACGUGUCGUGGGCGUCCUCGCAGUCCAGGGCGCCUUCGCAGAGCACGCUGCUAUGCUCAGGAAAUGCGCUCCGAUGUUUCACCCCUCUUUCGAAGUACGAUACGUAAAAACUGCUGAAGAUCUACUAGUUGGUACGGGGGAAGCUAACACCAAAGGUAGUCUACCUCAUCUAAUACAAGGCGAGUGGAUUUCAGCCUUGAUAAUACCUGGUGGCGAGAGCACGACGAUGAAAAUCAUGCUAGCCAACAUUCGUGAAGAGUUGCUGAAGUUUCGCGAUCAACGGCCAAUCUGGGGAACCUGUGCAGGCUGUAUUUUACUGGCAGAUUCAGUAUCUGGAGGCGGCGGGGGAUCAUCAUCUGGUGUUUCUGCGGAACAAGACGAAGUACUAGCUGACGCCGGACAGUCUAGUACGAGAACAUCACCGUGCAAAUAUGGUCCUUCUCUCGGAGGGUUGCCCAUUUCUGUCCAACGCAACUACUUUGGCAGACAAGUCGACUCUUUUACGGCGGCGCUUGAGUCCGAUCACCCUGCGUUCAAGGGUCAAGAGGGCGUCUUUAUUCGAGCACCAGCGAUAUUUUUGAAAGACAAAGAGCAAGAAGACCCUGUAGCUGAGCCAGACGCCAAAAAACGAAGAACCAUUACAUCAUCUUCUUCGCCCGGCGGCGGCGACGUUGAAGAGCUUGAAGUGCUCGCUAAAGUAACUAUCAAAAGCAGUUCUUUGCCAUCAUCAACAUCAAAUGAGAAUAUUAAGAAUAUGAAAGAUAAUACUGUUGUUGUUGCUUGCAGGAAAGGGCACUUGUUCGCUACUUGUUUCCAUCCUGAACUAGGGGAUGAAACCGACAUUCAUGAAUACUUUCUACGCGAAGUGGUCGGGUGGAAACAGACGGGAAAAUCGCAAAAAUAAAGAGUUUUUGAUCACAGGGCGGCAUUGGCUCUGUCACAUCCAAUUGCCAUCGACUUUUGAACCAAAUUAUUCGUUUAAAAAUAAAUGCAAUCUAUCACUCAAGGAAUGCAU